GUUAGUGACCUCUGAAGAUGGCAGCCUUGACAGGAUGGAUACUGAUGUGUGUCGUCCUCACACGGCAAGGGUCAAAGGCUCAGGAUUGUGGACUGGCAACUCUGAACCCAAGGAUAGUGGGCGGUGUGAAUGCCACAGCUGGGGCAUGGCCCUGGCAGGUCAGCGUGCACUUAGACAAACACAUCUGCGGAGGGACCCUCAUCAGUGACCAGUGGGUACUCACAGCAGCCCACUGCAUCCUAACAAAGUCAACUACUCCAUGGAUUCUCUACUUUGGAAGAGUGACUCAGUCUGGCCCCAAUACUCAUGAAGUGAGCAGCACCGUGUCCCAGAUCAACAUCCAUCCUGACUACAACAAUGUCCCGUCAAACAAUGACAUUGCCCUAAUGAAGCUUAGCAGCCCUGUCAAUUUCACUGACUACAUCAGACCUGUCUGCUUGGCAAGUAACUCCAGCCAGUUUCACAAUGCGACCCCCUGCUGGGCCACUGGAUGGGGCAGACUUGGAAAGGAUGAGCCCCAAGCAGCCUUUGACUCACUGCAGGAGGUUCAGAUUCCAGUCAUUGGAGAAAAGCAGUGCAGUUUCGUCUACCGCAAAGACAUCAAGAUCACUGACAAAAUGAUCUGUGCAGGACAAGAGAACAAAGGUGCAUGCCAGGGGGAUUCCGGUGGACCUUUGCAAUGCAAACAAUCCUCAAAGUGGAUCCAGGCUGGCAUUACUAGUUUUGGAAUACCUUGUGCCCUAGCUGGUUUUCCCGAGGUUUAUGCCCGAGUGUCUGAGUUCCAGACCUGGAUCAUGGAUCAAGUGGCGGGCGCGAAUGUUCACUUUGUGACAUUCAGCUCAGUCUCCACAGCAGCUCCAAACACAACUUCCACAGCAUCAACUGUUACAUUGGUUGCCUUCUUAUUGACGCGGUUCUUGCAGCACAUUUUUGCAUCAUAGCAGUUUUGCACCGUCUCAAUUCAUACUCUGUAGUGGUAGAUUCUCUUCAUCUCUGA
Messenger RNA from Etheostoma spectabile (orangethroat darter), 997 nucleotides. RefSeq names its product tryptase. Gene Ontology annotation, biological process: proteolysis. Gene Ontology annotation, molecular function: serine-type endopeptidase activity. The record is from RefSeq and is a predicted model, not a curated record. The coding region runs from base 18 to 941 and encodes 307 amino acids. NCBI's taxonomy places the organism in Eukaryota, Metazoa, Chordata, Actinopteri, Perciformes, Percidae. The transcript has 6 exons.